Messenger RNA from Electrophorus electricus (electric eel), 4056 nucleotides. It is a transcript of the gene emilin1a, whose product is annotated as elastin microfibril interfacer 1a. Gene Ontology annotation, molecular function: protein binding. The record is from RefSeq and is a predicted model, not a curated record. Lineage: Eukaryota; Metazoa; Chordata; Actinopteri; Gymnotiformes; Gymnotidae.
AGAGAGAGAGAGAGAGAGAGAGAGAGGGAGAGGAUGGCUUUCUUAUCAUGAUUUCGCAGACUGCUCUUUGGAGUGGGAGGCACUUCUCUCUGUUCACGAUGCGGAUUUUAAUUGAAACUUCAGGACCCACGGACUCGCCCCGUGCGUAAUGAUGGAAAUAUGAAUGACAAAUUACAGCGAUACUUGAGAGUAUCACACACGUUUUUGUGAGGACCUUUUCAAACAUGGUAACAUCGAGCAGUGUGAUGGAGAGAUCCAACUAAAACUUUUUAGAGGACCGAGUGCUCUUCGUUGCGGUAUAUGCAGGCGGAGUUUUUUCUUUGAGGUGUUAUUUUAUGUAUUUUUGCGUAUAUCAUUUUUAUUUAGCAUUCCAGCCAUGGCACAGCACUUUCUGUGCUGUCUUGUGGCGUUGGCUCUGCCAGGACACAUACAGGGAGCAGGACCUUAUGCAGGACACAGUCAACAUGUGGACCAAAGUCUGGCAUUAUCUGCCGCUCAGGACGGAGCGAGACCAGUGAGCAGACACAGGAACUGGUGUGCCUAUGUAGUAGUGAAGACUGUUAGCUGUGUCAUGGAGGAUGGAGUGGAAACCUACGUGAAGCCAGAUUUCCAGCGCUGUUCCUGGGGCCAGUGCUCACGGGUCGUGGCGUAUAGAACAUACAGAAGACCCAGGUACAAGAUUGCUUACAAAAUGGUGACAGAGAUGGAGUGGAAGUGUUGCCACGGUUACUCAGGUGAAGACUGCAGUCACAGUUCCCAUGGUGACUCACAGGUCAGCAGUGGCAGACCCUCGACAACACAGACUGGAUCCAGGAAUGAACAGGAAGUUGGAGGAGGAAGAGGUGACAGCGACAAGAUCAGACAACUUGAGGAGAAGAUCCAAAGUCUGACCAGGGAUCUCCAAGAUGUGAAGUCCAGCUUACAUGGAGUGAACCAGCGGCUACAGGAGGAGUCUCGCCACAGAGACGACCAUGGUGGACACAACCCCUCAGAUGCUGCCCCACCAAAGAUGAAGGAGACCAUCAACAGCAUCCAGACCAAGCUGGAUAUGCUGGACAACAUGACCCAAAUGCACGACAGGACACUCAACAACAUCAGCAACCACCUGGGCAGCACCAGCGAGGACCGUGGAGGUCACUACGGCACGCUGAAGGAGGAGGUCCUACGGGAGCUGGAACUUCGCGUUGCACUGUCCUGUUCGACGUGCCAGAGCGGGGUGGAGAACGUGCUGCAGCAGCAGCGGGAGGAUCGGGAACGCAUCCGGGCCCUGGAGAAGCACGUGAGCGUCAUGGAGCAGCACCACAAGCAGACGCUGGAGGUGCUGCAUGGGAAGCUGUCGCACUUGCGGAGCUGCUGCGAUUCUGCGGUGGACCUGGAGAGGCGGGUCGGCGCCGUGGAGAGGAAGGCGAGCUCCACCGCGGAGGCGCACGACAUCCUCCAAGGCCGGCUCGAGAAGGAGCUGAAGGGAUUGAGUGGAAACGGAGGCCGGGGUAAAGCGCCGGAGGAGAGGCUAAACGGCCGGCUCAGGGACCUGGAGCGCCGGCUGAACGGAACCGUGAGGAAGGCCGAGCAGAAAUGCGCUCACACCGAGAGCAGCAUGAAGGAGCUGCUGCACAGGGAGAUCGGCCAGAUCCGCAACUCUGUCCUCACUCAUGACCACAGCAUCAGAAUGACCAACAUACAGCUGGACAUCACGGAACUGAAGGGUUCCGUCUAUGACCACAGGGAUCGAAUAACCCAGCUGGAGAACACGAUGUCCGUGCUGGGCGACAAGCUGAAGGCAGCGGCGGGUUUGUGUGCAGAGACGUGCGCUGCGCAGGAGAAGGGAAAUCGAACCGAGGACAUGGUGAAGACCCUGGAGUGGAAAGUCGUUGCCAAUAAGGAAGACAUCCGGAGGUUCGACACCAGGCUGAAGGAUCUCUCCGUGUCUGGUGACUCCUUGAUUGGUCACGUUUCUGACCUCAGCCAAGAUGUUCAGAAGCUCCAGCGUCUGAUGGGGGAGAAUGGUGAGAACUUCAACAUGAUUGUCACCGAGGUGGAGACAUUGGGGAAAGACCGCAACGAUUGUAGUUCUGCUAUCGGUUCCCUAGGUGACGAGCUCCGUGGCUUCAGAAAUGCCACCAGCGAUGUCCUCAAGAGAUGGCACGGUGAAAUCACCAAUUUGUGGAACAAAGUGGACUCUGAUGAAAGCAUGUGCUCACAGGUGUGUUCGAACCUGCAGGAGGAAGUGGGUAAGCUCAAAGAGGAAGUGGAGGUUUGCCAGGGGCAGUGCAAGAUCAGUAUGAGCCAACAGAAUUCUCUAACUGGCACACUAAACAAGGAGCUCCAGUCUAUCCAAGGUGAGCUCUUGGGAGUCAAGCUGAACAUCGGCGUCCUCAACGACACGUUGAAGGGGCUUGGUCACACCGUUCACAGACACGGCAACACUCUAAUCAAUUUGGGAAAUUCUAAGGACAGGAUCUUCUCGGAGAUCGACAAAAUCCAGGAGAACCUGACCGAGUACAUUGAGGACAGCCAGGGACGCUUCAAUCAAGUUGGCCGGGAGAUAGAGAACUUCAGCAGUAACAUGCUGGUCGAGCUGGGCGAGUGCAGGCGUGCUGGAGAGGGUCUGGAGAAGAGGCUUCUGAAGCUGGAGGAAGUAUGUGAGAGACUGGACUCACUCUCACAGAACCUGCAGCAGAUCAGGGAUGGUCUGAGCAGACAUGUGUCUGGGCUCUGGACCUGCGUUAACGGGCUCAACACCUCUGUCGUCUCUCACGGAGUGGCCAUUGACAGCAUCCAGAAUGUUCAUCUGGAGAACAUCCAGGACAAGCUCACCAACCUCAACUCCUCGCUGCUACACAUGCACAACAAAUUCCAGACCUUUACUGAACAAGACUUUACUGGACCUCCUGGACCACAAGGAGAGAAUGGCAACCCUGGCAUGCCUGGUCCGCAGGGUCCCCCUGGCAGAGAAGGCCCACAAGGCAUCCCAGGAAAGCAGGGAUUGGUGGGCCCACCAGGCCUCAGAGGUGAAGAGGGCCCACCAGGAGACAAGGAAAACAUCCCAAGACUGGCCUUUUCAGCUGCACUCACUCGACCGCAGGUCAAUGCAGGCACCAUCGUCUUCAACAACGUCUUCGUCAAUGAAGGAGAGGCAUAUAAUCAGCACACAGGCAUCUUCACAGCUCCAGUGGAAGGACACUAUUACUUCAGUGCCGUCCUGACUGGCCACAAGAACGUGAAGGUCGAGGCGGUGCUGUCCAAGUCGAACUACGGCAUCGCUCGCGGCGACUCGGCUGGCUACCAGCCCGAGGGCCUGGAGAAGCCCAUAGCAGAGACCAGACACACGCCAGGCUCCCUGGUUGUCUUCAGCGUCAUUCUCCUCCUGCAGGAGGGCGAGAGCGUCUGCAUCGACCUGGUGACGGGUAAACUGGCUGACUCGGUCGAACCCCUGACCAUCUUUAAUGGGAUGCUACUCUAAGGUGAUGAUGCGCAUCUCGUAUUUUAAGGAUGAACUACUACAACGGACUGAACAGAACUGUAGUACUAAACAUGGACGCUUUUAGCUGAAGGUACAGAAAUAAAUGAUCACUGUUGAGUGGCAAGUCAGAUACGCAUUAUGUGUAUUAUAUGUUAUAUUCAGGGUUGGCAUCAUUAAUACCGCCCAUGAUGUUUUUGGCCACAGAAGAGUCUAUCUCUAGCAGAACAAUGAGAAAGUUUUGACAUUAAAGUGGUUGUUUAUAGUUCUUUUUUAAAGUAACAUUUAUCACUGUAUUGGGGGAAAAGUUGUAAUGGUUCUUUUUUUUCCACACAAGAAGGUUGUAUUAUCUUAGUCACCGUGUUGAGUUAAUGUUGUUUUGUACAUGAGUGCAACUGCUUUUACUUUUGCCUUGCAACAAGCCCUCCAGACCUGAGAGCAAAUUUCUAAAAUAUGAGUGAGGUCUCGCCAAAAUCCCCAACCAUGCUGACUUUGAACCGCAAAGUGGGAGGAUAAGUGAGACAAAGAGGUAGUCAGAGAGAGAGAGAGAGAGAGAGAGAGAGAGAGAGAGAGAGAGAGAGAGAGAGAGAGAGAGA